Messenger RNA from Pyrus x bretschneideri (Chinese white pear), 864 nucleotides. RefSeq lists its product as uncharacterized. Bases 132 to 668 code for a protein of 178 amino acids. Lineage: Eukaryota; Viridiplantae; Streptophyta; Magnoliopsida; Rosales; Rosaceae. The record is from RefSeq and is a predicted model, not a curated record. The transcript has 3 exons.
CAGAUUUACCGAGAACAAAAAGCACUUUAUAUACUUAUCACUGCUCACUCACCACCACCACAACCACCGCUGUACUCACUAGAGAGAGAGAGAGAGAGAGAGAGAGAGAGCGGAGGAGAGAGAGUGAGAGAAUGGAGAAAGCUCUAACAAAAGUGAACAGCUUGAAAGUUGGGAGCUUGUGGAUCUCGAAGAAGGCCAAGGAAGAAUUCUCCAACAUCUCCGACGACCUCUCUACAUUCUCGAAUACCGUCGAGGAGAAGGCAAAAUGGGUUUUCAACAAACUAAAAGGAAAGCCGCCGAAAAGCUUGCCAGAUCUCCUUCGAGAGUACAACUUGCCACCGGGGCUGUUUCCGCAGAACAUAACCUGUUAUGAGUUUGACGAAACAAAAUCCAAGCUCAUUGUGUAUUUGCCAUCAGCAUGUGAAGUUAGCUUCAAGGAUUCCUCUGUUAUGAGGUACGCGACCCGGGUAAAGGCCAUUCUUCUAAGGGGAAAGCUCACAGGGAUAGAGGGAAUGAAGACAAAGGUUCUGGUAUGGGUUAAGGUCACUUGUGUAUUGGUUGAAAGUUCCAAGUCCGAUAAGGUGUGGUUUACAGCUGGUGUUAAGAAGUCGAGACCAAAGGACGUCUACAUAACACCGCGUGACUCCGUGAAAGUUGAAGAAUUCUGAGUUUAGAGUAAAAUCGGCAUUUCUAUCGCCAUUUGUGGGAAGAAGAUCUGAAUUCUUGCUAGCUGUUUACUUAAUAGGCAUUUCUAUGACUGCUUCUUUUUUGACAAUGUCAAAUGCAGUGCACUGUUAUGUGGUUACUGAAAAUUUCACCAUCCUUUUGGCUAUUGGAUGAAUGCAAUUGCUUCCGUUUUCUGUU